Molecule: messenger RNA, 1864 nt
Organism: Orbicella faveolata
Lineage: Eukaryota; Metazoa; Cnidaria; Anthozoa; Scleractinia; Merulinidae
Source: RefSeq, a predicted model, not a curated record
AUGAACAAAUCUGAUUAUGUUUAUAGCCUUCUGGGUCAGGCAUCUAUAAACGAUACAUCUAUAUUCGCUCCUGUCAGCUUGCAGAGACCAAAAAUGAAAGGCCGGCCAUUGAAACAUUACCACCCCCUGUUGCAGAAGGAGAAGCACCUCGAUUCUGUGGUUCGUAAGAUUUUGCCAAAGGAGAUUGCCAAUUCCGCUUGUCAGAAAGGCUCACGCCUUGCCCACCGUUAUGGUCUUCCAAAGACACGCAAAGAUAAGUUAUCAAUGAGACCAAUCUUGUCUGCCACGGGCACCUACAACUAUGCGCUCGCCAAGUGGAUUGAUGAAAAACUGAAGCCGCUGUCAGUUAAUCGCUACACGAUUUCUGAUACGUUCGCUUUUGCGGAAGAGAUUCAAAACCUAAAAGUCGACGAAAAUGACAUUUUGGUAUCCUAUGAUGUCACGUCUUUGUUUACUAAUGUAUCACUUAAGGAAACUAUCGAAAUGAUCGCCGAAAAAGCGUUCGUAAACAACUGGUUUAACGAAACACACAAGUUAAACAUCACUCAGCCUGACCUGAUUCAACUUCUAGAAGUAGCAGCUAAGAACCAAUUGUUCCAGUUCGAUGGCAAGCUUUAUGAACAGACUGACGGAGUGGCAAUGGGCUCACCUUUGGGACCCCUUAUGGCAAACGCAUUUCUCUCCUCCAUCGAAGAGAAAUUAGAACAUGACAACAAGCUCCCAGAGUUUUAUAGGCGUGCUGUUUUCUUGAAGUUCUUUGACCGGCCUGCUCUCGACAAGUGCUACACCGCCCAAAUCCAUUCGAUAGUCCAGAUUCCAAAACAAGUCCUUAUUUGGUAUCUUUCUUGUGGGACCACGUCUUUGCAUCACAGAUCAAGAAACUCAGGAAGAGAAUUUGCUGGGUGGAACCAACCCUUUUACAGGUCAGUCUUUACACCCAUUUCCUGUACAAAGCUCAAGAUCCAUUCAGCGCAUGAAGACAGUCCAGGCUCCAAUACAAGUUCUUAUUUUUCACCUGUUUCUUAUCGGACCAAGUCUGGGCCUAACAGAUCACGAAACUCAGGAAGAGAAUUUGCUGGGUGGAACCAACCCUUUUACAGGUCAGUUCUUUUAUUCAAGAUAUCUCUUGUACAAAGCUCAACUGAUCCAUUCAGCACAUGCAGACAGUCCAGGUUCCGAAACAAGUUCUCAUUUUUCACCUGUUUUGUGGGACCAAGUCUCUACGUCACAGAUCAACAAAGUGAGGUCCAAGAGAAUUUGCUAGGUGGAACCAACCCUUUUACAAGUCGGUUCUUACACCCAUCUCUUGUUCAAAGCUCAAGAUCCAUUCAGCCUAUGAAGACAGUCCAGGUUCGAAAACAAGCCCUAAUUUUUCAUCUUUUUUGUGGGACUAAGUCUCUGCCUCACAGAUCAAAAAACUCAGGAAGAGAAUUUGCCGGGUGGAACCACCCUUUUACAGGUCAGUUCUUACACCCAUCUCUUGUACAAAGCUCAAGAUCCAUUCAGUACAUGCAGACAGUCCAGGCUCGAAAAAGGGAGUCUUAUCUUGUAACUUUUGUGUGUGUGUGUGUGUGUGUGUGUGUGUGUGUGUUUGUGGGACCAAUUCUUUGCUUCACCAAUCAAAAAAUUCAGAAAGGGAAUUUACUGGGUAGAACCAAUCCCAAUCUGGACCAGUUCUUUCAUUAUGCACAUAUUUCUUGUUCAAAAGGUCCAUUUGGUACAUGCAAAACGUCCAAGUUCCUAAACAAGUUUCUUAGAUAAUAUCUUGUUAGCGUGAUUCUGAUGUUAGACUACUCUUUUUUGUCAUAUUGUACAUCUAGAACUGAAAUGUUCCCAGUAACCUCUGUGAUCACAGGCCAUGUGC